AUGAGACUCUAUUUAACGCUCAUAGCUGUCGUGGCUUCGAUCGCUCUUACCCAAGAUAUAGCCAGCGAUGAGCCUACCAAGGUACACGUCCUAUGGGAACCUGAGAAGGUCGCGGAUGACGCAGAAUGGGCUGCAGCCCGCCAGAAGGGAGAUGAUUUGAUAUGUCGACUCGAAGCCACGGACGAAGCUGCUGGUAGACUAAAUAUGGACACACGAACACCGCCUUCGGCGCGCAAUCAAUGGCCCGAUGCCGCGCUCACAAGUGAGAUAAGUCUCUGGGGUUGGUUUACUGGCGAAUAUGACCAGAAAUCGCAUUGCCAAUUUGCCGAUGAUAACGAAGAUUACCAUGUCAACAAGGUCGGAACUAUGUUCCAGGAUCUUGGUAUCAAUUCCAGGCCCCAUACAAAAGGCGGAGAUAAUGUGUGUUACAGCAUAGAACACUACAACGAGCGCGCCGAAGAUGACGAUGGAGACACUCUUGCGGCGCAAAACCAGUACUACGACAUCAAUGGUGUUUGGGAGCGGUGUACCGGUGCGCAUGUUCGAUUCGGUAUCAACCAACGAGGCGGACUGAUCAUUGGUCUCGACUUCCUCAACCCUAAAACAGCAGCACUGGCAAAUUGGGAUGACAGCCCAGCAGAAGCUAGCCUCCCGGAGCUCAAGCGCGCCUCGGACAUCAUGAUGGCGUACUGGCUUCGCGGCAAUAUUGACCCCAAAAGCCUCAAAUAUUAUCUUGUGCUCACCAUCAAGAAUACGAUGACUCUCGCUCUCAUCAACAGAGUGUUGAAGAAUCAUGGUCUCAAAGAGGUACCGUACUGGCCUGGUGUGAUAGCCAACAUGUACGACGAGGAAGGCCCGGCGCUACUUGGUGAGUAG
Alternaria viburni is the source of this 876-nucleotide messenger RNA. RefSeq lists its product as uncharacterized. Lineage: Eukaryota; Fungi; Ascomycota; Dothideomycetes; Pleosporales; Pleosporaceae. The transcript is spliced from 3 exons. The coding region runs from base 1 to 876 and encodes 291 amino acids. The record is from RefSeq and is a predicted model, not a curated record.